This is a messenger RNA of Diuraphis noxia (Russian wheat aphid), 1120 nucleotides long. Its product is annotated as pleckstrin homology domain-containing family G member 1-like. The record is from RefSeq and is a predicted model, not a curated record. NCBI's taxonomy places the organism in Eukaryota, Metazoa, Arthropoda, Insecta, Hemiptera, Aphididae. Gene Ontology annotation, molecular function: small GTPase binding; guanyl-nucleotide exchange factor activity.
GCCAAUAAUWACGUACAACAAAUUGCUCACUGUUUCUUAAAUAACCAUCUUAGGUUUAUUAUUUAUUUAACAUACUGCAUUAAUUUUCAAAAUUCUGAUGCCAUUAUAUCAGAAAUAACGCAAAGUUCACAGACAACCAACAUCAUACAUCAAAGACAAAAUGAAUUAGGACAUCGUCUUCCACUUGGAUCUUAUUUGGUAUUGCCAGUACAGCGUAUUUUAAGAUACCAUUUACUACUAAAGAAAUUAGCAGCAUAUACUUCAUGUAACGAAACUGAUCAUUCUUUAGUCGUAAAAGCUCAUGAUAAAAUGGUUCUUUUAGCUAAAAUUAUUAAUGAAACGAAAAAUAAAUACGAAAAAGAAGGCCGUGUUAAGGAUAUACGAUUAAUGAUUCAACAUUUGAAGGAUAAAACAAAUGUCGAUCUAUCUAACAAUUGUUUUGAAUUGCAUGCUGAAGGCGAUUUAAUGAUUGCGGGAACGAAGAAGAAACUUCAUGUGAUUAUAUUGAACAAUAUGUUAUUGAUUGUUAAAGAACAAAAAUGCGGACUGUUGGAAUACAAAGCUCAUAUAUUGAUUAGGAACAUCACUAUUAUUGAACAUGUGAAAGGAAAUCCAUUAGGUUUUCGUUUAGUAUCCAAUGUUGAAUCUAAAAAUUCGUUUACAUUGCAAGCGACCUUUGAGGAAGAAAAGAAAUUUUGGGUUAAAMUGUUAAAUGAUAUUAAAAAAGACAAYUCCGAGCUUUCAAGCAUUGGCUUUGGUGAAUUAAUGGCCAAAUAUUUCUACAUACCUAGAAGUAUUUAACUAAUUAACUCUGAACAAAUCUUACUAAAAGUAUUAUUUAGUUAAUUAUAAAGAGUCAGGUACAUUGGCACAAGUUAUAUUAAAGCAAUAAAUAAAUAAAAGACAUGUUGUUAAAUGUAUAGGUAAAAGUAGAACUYAGAAUUCAAAUUUAAACAAAAUUUACUAACUAUUUUCGAAGAGAUAAAUAUUAUUUACURGCCACCAGAUGAGAGUAUCACCAGAUGAGCCUUAUACAAUGUUUAGAGYUAAAUGAAAUUUAUAUUGUUUAAUAUUAUAAUUUAUAAUUUAUUAUAUGUAUAUGUAAUUAGUAUAUGCCUGU